Trichomonas vaginalis G3 is the source of this 915-nucleotide messenger RNA. RefSeq lists its product as uncharacterized. Bases 1 to 915 code for a protein of 304 amino acids. The record is from RefSeq and is a predicted model, not a curated record. NCBI's taxonomy places the organism in Eukaryota, Parabasalia, Trichomonadida, Trichomonadidae. The transcript has a single exon.
AUGAUUCUUGAAAUUUUAACUUUUUUAGCACUUCGCAAUCAACAAACGAAGAGAUGUGCAAUUGGAUUUCAAGGAUCAAAUAAUACUCUAUAUAAAUUUCAUAAUCUUUCGAAGAAACACGUUCUUAAUCCACCAGAUAACUUUCAUCCAUUUCUAAUAUUAUCAAAAGAUGUUGUAACUGAUAUCCCAACAGAAUUACCAUGUGAUUGUAAUGAUGAGCGCCUUUCAACACAUGGUUUGCCUUGUAGAGUUGAUUGUGCGAUUCGUUAUUUCUAUUACAAUCUCACAGAACCAUGGUUUUAUCUAGGUGGAGAUGAUGGGUGGGUAAAUUUCAAUGCUUUUGAACAUAUAUUAGAUGCACUUGAAUCAAAUUACGAUCCUUAUACUACAAAAAUCUUUGCAGGAAACUUGCAGCAAAUGCACAAUGUUAGUUUUCCUCAUGGUGGGCCUGGUUGGCUUGCUUCGAGAUAUUUUAUACAGUCUUUUCUUGAAUCAAAAAUUUCAAUAGAAGACACUUCUAAUAGAGAUGAAUCAUACAUUACAGAUGACAUUGCUAUGGGACUUGUUCUACGAGAAAGUUACUCACAACUAAGAUUUUGGGCAAAUCCGUGGUCACUUGUGGCCUUACCUCAUCCCAACUGGCUAAAGAUAUUUAAGCGCAGAUCAUGGGAUGAUCUAAAUGAAUGUAGUCCCGAUAUUGAAAGAGUUAGUGUCAGAGAUGUAAUGAUAGUUCACGUCACACCUUACAAUCCUGACUGGGUUGCCCUUUUAGAUAUUUUCCCUGAAACACCAGCAUUUGUAAAGGUUCAAACAACAAAAUUUGUUGUUUCUGAUUUUUGCAAAUGUACUUCGAAAUGGUGUGACUUACGGAUCACCAGUCAAUCUAUUCGGAAAAGGUUCAGACCUGAACAAUAA